AUGAAACUCCUCUGCAUUGCUCUGGUUGUUGCCCCCGUUUUGACGUCACUUGCUUGUCCUCCUAAACCACCAACUAAGGACAGACUUCUAACCGAGUACAUUCAGACUCGCCUUCCUGGAGUGAAAUCCGACUGCUGGACUGUCUUUUUCGCUUCAAAAUACGCGGCACGUGGAAUCCUCCAAGAAAAUGGUUUCGAAAAAGUUGAAAGCAGAUACGACGAGCAUGACAAGAUGUUUGGGCUGGGCCCUCAUUCCACUGAAUCGAAAAUUAAUGUUCCAAAGACGUUUUUGCAGAGAGUGAAACAAGCGAAUGAAAAGCUGCAAACGAGCAUGGUAUCUAAAGUCGCUGUUAAAAUUGGUUGCUCUGUCGGUGUACCCAGAACCGUAUGUCUACUUCAGUACUGA
Cylicocyclus nassatus is the source of this 405-nucleotide messenger RNA. Lineage: Eukaryota; Metazoa; Nematoda; Chromadorea; Rhabditida; Strongylidae. The record is from the annotation of a GenBank genome assembly.